AUGCAGGCACUUUGGGGAAAAAAUGGUAUGAUCAAGAUCCGGUUUACGGAUAGAGAUAACUUUUUCUGCGAAUUUGAAAGCGAGGUGGAUAGAAGCAAGGUCAUACGAGGUGAACCAUGGUCGUUUGAAAGGCGGUUAAUCGUGCUCCAAGAAAUAGACGAAAAUUCUGCUCCUAAUGCUCAUCCUUCUCACUCGGCAUUCUGGAUACAGGUGCACAACCUCCCUUUUAUCUUUAUGAACAGAGAAAUAGCUGAGGUUAUUGGUGCACAGUUGGGGAUUUAUGUAGAAGUGGAUACGGAUUUGAGUGGAUCAUGUUGGGGCUCAUAUAUGCGGAUUAGGGUCAAAUUGGAUGUUUCCAAACCUUUGGUCGCAACGAUGGACCUGCAAUUAGGAUCUAUGGGUGGUACGGUGGAGGUUGAAUUUAAAUACGAAAGAUUACCGGAAUACUGCACGCUAUGCGGAUAUCUCGACCAUGGCUUCAAGUAUUGCAAUCUGGAAGUCCCUCCGGUGUUAAGACGUCAGGAGAACCACCCCUUUGGCCAUCGGGUGCGAGCUGCUAUUGGACAGUGGAGAGAUAACCGAAGGGAGGAUGGUACUGGAAGGAAAAAGGCAAACAAUUCGGGAAGUGAUAAUAAUACCGAAGAAAGUUCUGAUAAAGUGGAGGAAUCAAAUUCUGAGGAAAUGCCUCCUACUGGAGGUGGUGAGGGGCAACUGAAUUUAGUUCAACGUGAAAUGAUGCAAACAGACCUGACACAAAUCCCAAACUCAAUGAAAUCACUUAUCGUUGUUGGAUCCAAAUCAUCUGUAUCGACUGGUAAUUCUGUGGCAAAUUCCGACACUGGGUUUAACGUUGGGAAGGAUCCUAAUCUAGAUGAGGAAACAAAUACCACAAAACCAAGCUUGAUAGCAGAUAAGAAGCAAGAAUUAGCUGAUGGGAAAAGUAUUGGAGAACAUGACCUCAGGCCAAAAGACAAAGCUAUUUUGGAGACAGGGGAGGGGAGUCCGAAUAUGUAUAAGAGGAAAUGGAAACGUAAUGCUAGAAGGGGACCAGGAAGUCAUUCACCUAGUAAAUCCAAAUCCAGCCCAACAAAGAGGAAGGUGGAUGUCGACGGGGAUGACAUUGCUUCAGAGACUCGGCUAGGAGGCUAUAAAACAAAGGAUUUUCACAUCAGACUCGGAUUCAGUGGGGGAUUAACUGUCGAUAGUGUGGGUAAUAGCGGUGGAUUAAUGUUAAUGUGGAGAGAGGAUUGGGAGGUCCAACUUAUAUCCUUCUCAAAAUUCCAUUUCCAUUCUGUUGUCUCUCACAGAAAUGGACCAAAAUGGAAUCUCAUCAACUUCUAUGGGGAUCCGGUAGCUUCGGAACGUCACAACUCCUGGACACUCUUGCGAAGAUUGGUAGGGGGAUGUGCACACCCGCUUGUUUGCAUAGGCGACUUUAAUGAAAUUCUGAUGGCUAACGAGAAAUGGGGAGGAAGUAACCGGACCAGAUUAUCUAUGGAGGGCUUUAAAGAAAUGGUACAGGAUUGCGAAUUGAGUGAUCUCGGUUUCUUAGGCCAGGAUUUUACGUGGGCCAAACACUCGCGGGCGGACAAUAAUAUUCUCGUUCGACUUGAUAGGGCCUUGGCCACUUUGGAGUGGCGUGACUUGUUCCCCAGGGCUCUGGUUUCGCAUCUCGACUUCUAUGGCUCAGACCACCGUGCCAUUGAACUCGUUCUUCAGCGACAUAGUAGGGAGACUCCAAGGCGCAAGAGACAAAGACAAUUCAAAUUUGAGCCACUCUGGCUAUGUGAGAAAGGCUACAUUGAUGUCAUAUAUGAAGGAUGGAGACUGGGACGCAAUUCCCAUGUGGAUAGUGACGGUAUUGAAGGGCGGCCUGAAUCAGUUAGUAUGGGUGGUGAAAUGGGCAGGACUAAUGGCAGGGACUGCAUUGAUAAUUUUGUUGGCAGGAUAGAGGCAUGCAGAGACAGGCUUGUCCAGUGGGGUGGGAAUAUUAGGGAGCUUCCGGCUAAAAUUAAGACUAUUCGUUCAAAGUUGAAUCGACUUAAGGAGGCAAACUUCUCGGUGACGAAUUUUGAGAAGAUUCGAGGGUGGAAUCAUGGUCUUUUAGAAAAAUGGUUCAAUCCGGUAGACAGGGAGGCUAUCCGAAGCAUCCCCCUUGGGAAAUUACCGACCCCGGACCGAUUGAUUUGGAGACACUCUGAAGAUGGUGAAUAUUGUGUCAAAUCGGGGUACUGGCUGGCAUAUACAAUUAAGACCCCUGGAAUGGAGGUAAGGGCUGCAUCAAUUACCUGUUUCGCAGGAAUGACUUCUUCAGUCUUCUUUUCUCUGCCAAAAGACAAACAGGAUUUUUCUAUCAAAUCUUCUAUUGAUGCUGCUCUAAGCGACGUUCCUUCAGUUAGAUCAGCUGCUUGUCGUGCCAUUGGUGUUAUUGCAUGUUUUCCACAAAUAUUUCAUAGGCAAAAGAAUUUUUCCUACGAGGAAUCAAACAUCGGUGUCGAUUCAUAUCCGGGCUGGGAAAAUGAAUUUUCUGCAUACACAAGUGGAUUAUACAGAGGAAAUUUAGGAGAAAAAAAUCAUCGACCAUGUAUGAUUAGAUGGAAAUCUGGGAAAAGGGUUGAUCCGAGGUUGCUGAUGCUGCUAGAAUCUUUCGGGGAAAUUUAUGUUAAGAGACGUGAAUUUUUCAAGAAAAUUUUCCCAAAUAGUUAUGAAGAUUUUGUGGACGUGUUUAAGAAAACUAGUACUGCUUCGAUAAAGAAUAAAGAUUUGAGAAAUUUUCGAACCAUUGGAAGGAGCCUUAGCCUCGGUUCACGGAGGCCUCAGCGGUUCAAAGUGCGGACUCCAAACGUGAUUGUGGUGACCGGAGGAGAUGGAAAGGGUGAUCAAAGUCAGGGGGAAACUGCUUCCAAAACUUCAAACCGAUGA
Fraxinus pennsylvanica is the source of this 2922-nucleotide messenger RNA. NCBI's taxonomy places the organism in Eukaryota, Viridiplantae, Streptophyta, Magnoliopsida, Lamiales, Oleaceae. The record is from the annotation of a GenBank genome assembly.